AUGGUUUGGUUUGAAAUCAUUCCAUCACUUAUUCUGACGGCAGGUCCACUUCUUCUCGUUGCUGCACCUACAAUUUAUAUCGGCAAUUGGUUUUUCCUUAACGGAAAAAAAUAUGGACCAAAAAAUAUGAUGAAAGAUGAUCGAGAUUAUUAUAUGUAUUUGCGAGAUCGACGUAUCACAGGAAAUGAAUAUUAUCCACGAGGCGUCGAAGCUAUCGACGAGCGUCCCACAUUGGUUAAACUCCGAAAUCUUUGGAACAUGUAA
Rotaria socialis is the source of this 264-nucleotide messenger RNA. The record is from the annotation of a GenBank genome assembly. Lineage: Eukaryota; Metazoa; Rotifera; Eurotatoria; Philodinida; Philodinidae.